CUCUCGUUGAUGCAGACACAUUUAUUGUGAUUAACUGACACACAGUAUUUCUCAUGUGAUCGACCUGCUGAUUUAACGAUACGUGAGGAGCAGCCAUGAGUUUAACAGCACCAGCGAGUGUAUUUGUUGUCUUCCUUCUCUCUGUACAAGUGAUACAGGGUCAGAAUAGCUGGGGAGUGACUUACACUUCUACUGAGAUCUGUGCCUCAAAAGGAUCAACAGUGGAAAUGAGCUGCACAUACAGAUACCCAUCCUGGUUAACAGUUCAGAAAACAUUCUGGUUUACUAAAUUGAAAGGAACAGGACCUGUGGAUCUAACAACAGACUCAGAGUAUUCAGGUCGUGUGCAGAAUAUCUGUGAUAACAACAAGUGCACUCUGAGAAUCACAGACCUGAGAGAGAGCGACUCAGCUGAGUACAAGUUCAGAAUCAUAACAAACCAUCCAUCAGGAAAACAUACUGGUUUACCUGGAGUCACUUUGUCUGUCACAGAUCUGCAGGUGAGAAUAUCUUCAUAUCAAUGGGCAAGGUGUCACAGCAGUUAUCUUCUACCUUAUGAUGCUUCCUACAUCUGGUACAAAAAUGGACAGACAGUUCAAGCACAAACAUCUUCAUAUUUACAAUUAAACACCUAUAAUUAUGAAAACAGUUAUUCCUGUGCUGUAAACAGAUGUGGGGAUCUCGUCUCUCCUCCAGUGUGUGUUCAUGGUCAAAACUGCAACAGAGUGACGUACACUGACAGAAGCAUCUGUGCCUUCAAAGGUUCAUCAGUGGACAUUUCUUGCACAUACAACAGCUAUGAUGGAUCCAUCACGUCUAAAUUCUGGUUCAGUCCUGAACGUAGUGAUCAGUGGCAGAGCCCGUCACAGCCUGAGGACCUUAGUGAAGACUCCCUGUAUGCAGGUCGUGUUCAGGUCCUUGAAACAGAGAGAGGACGCUCCACUCUGAGAAUCAGAGACCUGAGAGAGAGUGAUUCAGCUCAGUAUCACUUCAAAUUCAAAACAACAAGCUUUGAAUGGAGGAGUAUUUUACCUGGUACAACUCUGACUGUCACAGCUCUACAGGUGCAGGUGAACACAAUAUCAGUUCACCAGGAUUAUGCUGAGGCAGAGCUGAAGUGUCACAGCAGCUGCAGUCCAGCUGGUCGUCUUUCCUACGUCUGGUUCAAGAAUGGACAGAAAGUCAGAGAGGAGACAUCUUCUUAUAAAGACUGGUUUCAUCCUGAAGACGUCAUCUCUUGUGCUUUGAAAGGACAUGAGAAUUACGGCUCUCCUUCAGUGUGUGUUCAUGGUCAAAACUGCAACAGAGUGACGUACACUGACAGAAGCAUCUGUGCCUCCAAAGGUUCAUCAGUGGACAUUUCUUGCACAUACAACAGCUAUGAUGGAUCCAUCACGUCUAAAUUCUGGUUCAGUUCUGAACGUAGUGAUCAGUGGCAGAGCCCGUCACAGCCUGAGGACCUUAGUGAAGACUCCCUGUAUGCAGGUCGUGUUCAGGUCCUUGAAACAGAGAGAGGACGCUCCACUCUGAGAAUCAGAGACCUGAGAGAGAGUGAUUCAGCUCAGUAUCACUUUAAAUUCAAAACAAGAAGCUUUGAAUGGAGGAGUAUUUUACCUGGUACAACUCUGACUGUUACAGCUCUACAGGUGCAGGUGAACACAAUAUCAGUUCACCAGGAUUAUACUGAGGCAGAGCUGAAGUGUCACAGCAGCUGCAGUCCAGCUGGUCGUCUUUCCUACGUCUGGUUCAAGAAUGGACAGAAAGUCAGAGAGGAGACAUCUUCUUAUAAAGGCCGGUUUUAUCCUGAAGACGUCAUCUCUUGUGCUUUGAAAGGACAUGAGAAUUACGGCUCUCCUUCAGUGUGUGUCUAUGGUCAAAACUGCAACAGAGUGACGUACACUGACAGAAGCAUCUGUGCCUUCAAAGGUUCAUCAGUGGACAUUUCUUGCACAUACAACAGCUAUGGUGGACCCAUCACAUCUAAAUUCUGGUUCAGUCCUGAACGUAGUGAUCAGUGGCAGAGCCCGUCACAGCUUUCAGGUCGUGUUCAGGUCCUUGAUACAGAGAGAGGACACUCCACUCUGAGAAUCAGCGAUCUAAAAGCCAGUGAUUCAACUCAGUAUCGCUUCAAAUUCAAAAGAACAAGGUUUGAAUGGAGGAGUAUUUUACCUGGUACAACUCUGACUGUCACAGAUCCAGAUUUACAGCUGCAGGUGAUCCGGUCUUCUACUGGUCCAACGCUGAUUUGUCACAGCAGCUGUCUUUCCGAUCGUUCUUCCUUCAUUUGGUACAAGAAUAAAACCGAAAUUAUGGCAGAAACAUCUCCUUUUUAUAGAGGAUACAUUAAUCCUGCAGACCACUACUCCUGUGCAUACAAGAAUUACCACACUGCUUCAGUCUAUGCUCCAAUGGCUCCCUUGGUGCAGAUGAGUUCCCCUGGCGACAUUAUGGAGAACAGUUCAGUGACUCUGACCUGUAGCAGUGAUGCUCACCCAGCAGCUAAAUACACCUGGUACAAGAAGAAUGGAGGUCCAGACCCUCAACCUGUUAGUAAAGAAGCAGAGCUCGUCUUCAGAUCCAUCCAGUCCUCUGACUCUGGAGAGUAUUACUGUACAGCUGAGAACGAUCUGAAGAGGAGGACAUCUGAAUCCAUCUCUGUUCAUGUGAAAUAUGGUCCAAAGACCUCCAGUGUGUCAGUGAGUCCCUCUGGUGAGAUAGUGGAGGGCGGUUUAGUGACUCUGACCUGUAGCAGUGAUGCUAACCCAGCAGCUAACUACACCUGGUACAAAGUGAAUGAAGACUCACCAAAAGCAUCAGGACAGAUCUUCACCACAACAGGCAUCUAUCAUUUCAACUCCAUCAGCUCUGAGGACAGAGGGAACUACUACUGCAAGUCUGAGAAUCAGUAUGGACAGAUCAUGUCAUCAUCUCUAUCUGUAGAUGUCCAGUAUGCUCCAAAGCUUCCCUCUGUGUCAGUGAGUCCCUCUGCUGAGAUAGUGGAGAACAGUUCAGUGACUCUGACCUGUAGCAGUGAUGCUAACCCAGCAGCUAAUUACACCUGGUACAAGAAGAAUGGAGAUCCAGACCCUCAACCUCUCAGUAAAGAAGCAGAGCUCGUCUUCAGAUCCAUCCAGUCCUCUGACUCUGGAGAGUAUUACUGUACUACAGGAAAUCGAACUUUCUUUUCUAAAUACAUCUCUCUUGAUGUCAAAUAUCCUCCAAGGCUUCCCUCCGUGUCAGUGAGUCCCUCUGCUGAGAUAGUGGAGAACAGUUCAGUGACUCUGAGCUGUAGCAGUGACGCUAACCCAGCAGCUAAAUACACCUGGUACAAGGAGAAGCAAAAGGUGUUUCAAGGGCCAGAAGGACAUUAUAAUUUCAUGUCCAUCAGCCCUGAGGACACAGGGAACUACACCUGCAAGUCUGAGAACCAAUAUGGAAAGAACAGCUCUUCAGUGCUAUUUAUAGAUGUUCAGUAUCCUCCAAAGCUUCCCUCUGUGUCAGUGAGUCCCUCUGCUGAGAUACUGGAGGGCAGUUCAGUGACUCUGACCUGUAGCAGUGAUGCUAACCCAGCAGCUAAAUACACCUGGUACAAAGAGAAUGAAGACUCACCAAAAGCAUCAGGACAGAUCUUCACCAUCACUGACAUAACACCUGAACACAGUGGGAAUUAUUACUGUGAAGCCCAGAACAGAAGAGGACGUCAUAACUCUACUUUACAUUUGACUGUUGUAGCAGUUUUUCCACUGGCAUGGACAUCAGCAGCCAUUGGAACAACCCUUGCUGUUUUUUUGGCUGUCAUAUGUCUCACUGUCUUCCUACGGAUAAGAAAAAAGAAGACUGCCAAGCAAUCUGCCGAGCCAGAAGAAAGACCAGACAACGCAGAACAGACUGUGGAGCAGGAUGAUCUCAACUAUGCCAGCAUCCGCUUCUCCCACAACCAGACAGAUCCUGUGUACUACAACAUCAGACAAGCUGGACCCCGCAGACAAAGGGAAGAAGAGGAAGAGGAAGAAGAGGUUGAUUACACUGAUAUCAACUUUAAAAGUGCUGGUGCUACCCCGAGAACCAGAGGUCCAGACCCGGGAGAGGAUCCAGCUACACUGUAUAGUACAGUCAACAACCGUAUUGAAUGCAAGAGGAAUUUUUAGUCUGUUUUUUUUUUUGGUUGUUUUGAUUUUUUCAUGUGGGGCAGCAUGAGUCUAAGGAUGCCAAAUUCAGUCCGUCGGUUGGUCCACAACUUUGGUCUGAACAACCACUUGAUUGAUUGUUAUAAUUAUUUGUACCAGCAUUCAUUGUCCUCAGGGGAUAAAUCCUACUGACUUUGGUGAACCUUGGACUAUAACCCUCGGAUGCAAUCUCAUAAAAUGUGGUACAAAUAUCCAUGGUGCCUUAAGUAUAAAUCCUGAUAACUUUGGAGGUUUGUUGACUUUUGAUCUGUCUCAACUACUAUUGAAUGGAUGUCCAUGACAUCUGGUACUGACAUUCAUAUUCCCCACAGGAUAACUUAAAAUUACUUUUUUUAAGUUUCAAAUGUUUUUUUUUUUAAUGACAAAGCAUCAGAUCUGUGAAAUGAAUGACAGUCCUAUGAGGUUCAGCUUUAUGCUAAACUAACAUGCUUUAGAAAUAUGAAAGUUGAUAUAUAAAACUGGGGUACUGGAGAUAAACAUAUGUUGGCCUAGUUGUAUUUUCAUACUGUUGUCACUAGAUGUUAUUCAAGAGCCAUAUUUCUCUGACUGAAAUCACUUCCACAAUUUUCUGCCCUCCUUUGCUUUAAGCCAGUUUCAAAAAUGGAAAAUGUGACUAUAGCAUUACCAUCACAGCUCAUUUGAAUGUUCUGUCUUGCAUUAUGUUGUAUACUAAUAGUUAUAAAAAAGAACCAAGUGAGACAACACAGUACAUCGCUGUAAUAUUACUGCGAAUUGCUUUGAAUUGACAGCAACUACAUAUGAUUAUUACAAUAGAACUUUGGUUGGUUACUGUAGAAAUACAGUACAAUACUGUUUUAAGUGUAAAUUUUCAUUUACAUUGCUAUAAAAUGAUUGUAUACUUCUGUAAAAAAUGAUAAGCUUUCUAACUCUCUCCUUGAUAUUGAGAAUAAACUGAAUCUUUUCUUGAAAUGUAAAACCUUAAAUAA
Molecule: messenger RNA, 5134 nt
Organism: Larimichthys crocea (large yellow croaker)
Lineage: Eukaryota; Metazoa; Chordata; Actinopteri; Sciaenidae
Product: B-cell receptor CD22
Exons: 18
Coding region: 96-4148 (1350 amino acids)
Source: RefSeq, a predicted model, not a curated record